Messenger RNA from Notolabrus celidotus (New Zealand spotty), 14094 nucleotides. It is a transcript of the gene raver2, whose product is annotated as ribonucleoprotein, PTB-binding 2. NCBI's taxonomy places the organism in Eukaryota, Metazoa, Chordata, Actinopteri, Labriformes, Labridae. Gene Ontology annotation, cellular component: cytosol. Gene Ontology annotation, molecular function: mRNA binding. Bases 57 to 2705 code for a protein of 882 amino acids. The record is from RefSeq and is a predicted model, not a curated record. The transcript is spliced from 16 exons.
UCUGUGUUCUGUCUCUCUCACUCACUUCCCUCACACUUAUCACUCAGCUACCCAAGAUGGCGGCAGCCCCAUCCAUCCAGCCGCCGAGCGUUCACUCUUCUCUAGCCGGGGAAAGCGCACUUUCUCCGGGGAUGGACAGUCCCGAGAGUCGGCAGCAGCCGGAGGAUGAGGAAGCGGCGGCGGCAGCAGCUGCGGCAGCGGGAGCGCAGUCCUCCGACUCGGGGAUUAGUCUCCGGGACCUGCCGGACCUGGAGCCGGAGGAGAUCGAGAAGAGGCUGGCAAAAACUCGGCAGGAGCUGAGCAACAGGAGGAAAAUCCUCAUCAAGAACCUGCCGCCGGACACCACUAACCAGGAGGUCCAUGAAAUUCUCAAAGAAUAUGAACUGAAGUACUGCUUUGUGGACCGCAACAAAGGCACAGCCUUUGUGACUUUGCUGAACGGGGACCAGGCUCAGGAUGCCAUCCGCUCCCUCCAUCACAGCACUGUACGCGGACGCCUGAUCAACGUCACCCUGCAGCCCACCGACUCCCUGCUCUGCCUCACCAACCUGCCCCACACCUUCACCGCCCAGCAGUUUGAGGAGCUGGUGCGUGCCUAUGGAAACAUCGAGCGCUCCUUCCUGGUGUACAGCGAGCUGACGGGACACUCCAAGGGAUAUGGGUUUGUGGAGUACAUGAAGAAGGACUCUGCUUCUCGGGCCCGUUCUGAGCUGCUGGGCCGACCUCUGGGGGAUCGCUCAUUGAUGGUGCAGUGGAUGGACGUCAACCAGCUGAGCCAAGAGGAGAACCUGCACUCCAAAUGUCUGUGUGUGAACCGGCUGCCGCUGGACCUCUGUGACUCAGAGGAACUCGCUCAGCUCUUCUCUGAAACCUACAAACCGGUCUUCUGCCAGCUCGCUCAGGAUGAAGGCAGCCCGGUUCGAGGCUUCGGCGUUGUGGAGUAUGAGAGCUCGGAGCAGGCGGAGGCUGUGCUCAUAGAGAUGGACAGAACGCUUGUGGGAGGACAGGAAGUCCGUCUGUCACUCUGCACCCCUGGGACCUCAGGAAGAAGCACCCUGGCUGCACUCAUCGCCGCCCAGGGCAUGAUUCUGAGCAAUAGAAAAGGCUUACUACCAGAGCCCAACCUCGCCCAGCUGCUGACCAGUAUGACUAACCCCGCAGCCCUGCAGAUCCUCAUGAGACCAUACCACACCGGGAAAAGAGGAGGAAAGUACGGGCGUCACGGCAGCCUGCCAUUCCUCAGACCUCCUCUCACCACGGCCCUGCUCACGCUGGGAAAAGCACACCAGAAUGCUAUGCUCGGUAAUGGGCUUGUCCUGCAGAACCUCCUGCACAUGCAGCUCGCACAGCAGCAGCUCCUACACAUCAAAGACAAACGCAUCAGCAGCGUCUCCAGUCUGCUCGGGGACCCGUCCAGGCUGCUGAUGCAGAAAGCUUUGUCUCUGCGGCCCCCAGGCCUUGUGCCGCUAGGGAAAGGCCUCCUGGGAGACUCUCCUACUGAGCUGGGCCCAGAGUCAGUGCCACCGUCUGCCCACAAUGCCACAGUGGUUGUAUCAGCAGCAGGUGUGAUGCCAUACCUCCAGGGUCGGGCCGCUGAACAAAACAGCGUCCAUUCAAUCUCCACAGCCCCUUCUGCCACCAUCUCUUCUUCCUCCUCCACCACCUGUGACAGACAGCCAGCUCCUCCUGGGACCUUGAUGAGCGCUCAUCCACAGGGACAGAGCUACUCUUUGGGCAUAAGUAACUCAGGGUUGGGCCCCCCUCCACCAAACCCCGCUGGAGGAGUUUAUACAACAACAGGCCAACGCAACGGCGCAGAUGGUUGCACCCUGGCUGGCAUGGUGGGCGGUGGUCAGAGCUCUCUGCUGGGGGAUCCUCCCAAAGAAGUCCGGCUGCCCUCCAAUCCUUAUCUGAACCUGGCCAGUGUGAUGCCGGGGGUUGUUUUGCAAGGGUCAGUUGCAGGUAAAGCACAGGGAGGACAGCCUGGCUCAGGGGUAUACGGCACCUCGGUUACGCCUGUCGCCUCCCAAAGCUCUGGCACCUACCCCCACAGCGGGACAGCUACAACUACAGCCCAAUACACCACCGAUACCUCCACUGACUACAGCCAAUACAACCAGGCCUACACACAGGAGGCCAUGCAGCAGUGGUACCAGCACUACCAGGCAGCCCAAGCUCACACAUACAGCACUGCUGCCACGCAGGAAAGCACAGCCACAGACUACAGCAAGGAGCACACACAGCCUCCCCCGGUGACAACCUACGGGGAUUACAACUCCUACAUGCAGGCAGUCACUCAGUACUACUCCCAGCCUGCAACAGCCAACCAGGCCUACGCCACCAAGGAGGUAGAUGUGUGUAAGCCUCUCGGAGUGUCUCUGCACGCGGUCAGUAACGGAGCUGCCCCUCCGCCGGCCGUCCUUCCAGCUGCGGCCGUGCUCCCAGCCUACAGCACCCUGCCUUUAAUGCCCGGCUUCCUCGGGACGCCACACCCUGCGGCUGCCACGCCAAACCCAGUCACACACGCACACACUGCCGCCACUGACUGGAACACUUACUACUAUAACCAGACCAGAGGCCAUAAGAGGGAGUACCCUCAGCUGGCAGUACAGGAAGUGACAUCAUCAGAUGGUGCCUACAUCGGGCAGCACUCCCAGGGUCUUGGAGGGCAGUACGCCGACUACUUUAAGAGGAAGAGGCUCUAGUAAGAACCAAACCACCUUAAAGCAUAACGCUUAUGGAGGGAGGCACACACACAGCGUCUGCUGGAUGUCACAGCUCCCUCUAGUGGCCUUUCUGUGGUGGCCAUGUUGCAUCCCUGAAGUAGGUAAUUAGUUUAAUAGAAUUUGGGGUUGCAAAUGGCUCAAGUGAAAGUAAGCCAUAGUGCUCUUUGAUCCUGGCACUUAUUUACACAAACACACACACACACACACACACACACACACACACACACACACACACACACACACACACACUCACACAAAUACACACACUCAAACACGGUGUUGCUUUUGUCCUGUUCAAGCCUUAACUCUUAAACUUCAACUGUUGUUUCUCAGUGUGUCGACUGUACUUAACUUAUAUUCACUUGUACAUUUUUUCUAAUAUACUGUAAACUGAACUAUACUGUAUCUGUACGUAUAAGCUGCUUUUGUAUUUGCAGCCAGGUGACCUGUCUGUCCACCUGCCUGCUUGCUGAAACUGUCUUAGUACCUGUCUUACGGUCAGGUGUCUCCCUCUCUGUCACCUUUUUGAAAACAAAACGUGUGUCGUUUUCUUCUCUCAGUCAGUCGAACUGACAUCUGUUUGUUCUCGCUUCAGUGUCUUUCCUCUUUUCCUUUUAUUGCCCAGGUUUCUAUUUUGUAUCUCCCUUGCGGAGAAUUACGGUGUGUGAGUGGGUGUUUGUUGCGCGUGUGUGUGUGAGUGUGUGUGUGUGUUUUAAUGCAUGUUUUAUGCUUUUUCUGUAGGAAGUGUCAGCCAUUUCAAUCCCAAGGUUUUUUGGGAGCACAUCAGGAAAACAAAAAAAAGGGCCUGAACCAAUCAAAGCCCUUUAUUGUGGUGACUUACAAUAACUUCCCUUAGUGAAUGGACCUUUGUCAGCGAGAAAAUAAAAGGCUGGUGUAAAUACAGUGUAUUAUACAGAACAUAUAAAGCCAUGCGUACCAGACAAUAUCAUAUACUCUAAUGGACGUUCACUGCUCUUUUGUGAGCAAUUGUACUAAAUGAAUGAAAGGAAUACAUUUACUAAGUGUCUGAUUUUUUUGUCAAUCUAUACUGUUAUAUAUUUGUAAUAUAAUAUAAUAAUAAUAAUAUUCCAAGGCAAUUCAGAACAGUUAUUAAUAUUGAAGCAGAUUGUGUUGACUUUAAUGUAUUUUUCUUGUUUGGUUUUGAACAUUUAAGCCAAAUAUUGGGGCACAGUGCUUUCUCUUCUUUUCUCUUCUCUUCUGUCUGAUUCAACACUUUCAGGGGUUUUGGGGAAGAUUUGUCAGAAAUGUAACUGCAGCUUUACUUCCAUUUCUAGUUGCCAUUAAAGCAUACUGGUUAAGGCUGUAUAACUGUGUCCUCAAGUUAUACUAAGUACAACAAAUCAGCAGUUUUUAAGAGUGUAGUGUCUGCACACCCAAAGUGGCAAAGACAGUGAACUUUAAUAGAUAGACUAGAAAAACCUGUUAUUUUCAAAAUGUGGGAUGUUUAGUAAUAUUUUAAAGUUAUAUUAAAUUGCAUUUAUACAAUGCACUCAUUUAAUCACAAAAAAAGAUAAUACUUUAGGGUUUUCUUUUUCCUUUUUCUGGAUUCUGACUGAAAAAACAUCAUCCCACAUAUAACCACGUGUUACUUUAUCUUCGUUAUGAGCAGGGCUGCCAUUAAGGAUCAAUUUGAAUAGUGUGUCAUUUUUCUGAAUUUAUCCAUUUGUUCUGUUAAGCCUGGUUUAUACUUCAGCGUUGACCCUACGCAGCAGUAGCCGUCACAGACAUGAGCACUACAUACUUGUGUGUUGAUGUGUCCGUGUGCGUUACUCUGCGGAAACGCUUGAGGACCGUGUGGUCUCUCAGAUAGUCGUGUCGCCUGUUUCCGGCCCCGCUCGGUUUUCUUUUUCACAGCUAUUCAGAGCGUAUUAUGUUAAUUUAGAGCUGAUAUGUUGCUUUUUAUAAUACAGCAAUGAUUACAGGGAAGAAUAGUGAGGAUACAUCAGAGGAGAUUAAAUGCACGGCCGUUGGAAGGCGAUUCCGGAAGUGCUGUUAAUGCAGGAACCAAUCUCAGGCUUACGGCCCGCAUAGAUACAUUUUUGAAGAGGUGCACGUUGGUUACGUGCGUAGGCGUAUAAACCAGGCUUUGAGUCAGAACAUUUUAUAAAAUAAAAAAAAUGCUUAACUUGAAUGAAGGACACAGAAAAUAUCUACAUUUAAAAAGCUGAAAUCAGAUAGCUACGACUCUCUCUUAUAAAACCACUGUUACAAAAAUGGGUAAUCAAAACAGCUGACAGUUCAUCAAGCUUGACAGCCUUUAGAAUCAGCGCAGACCUCCUGCAUAAUGUGAUGUGUAGUAUGAAAUGUGGACACAGUCUUUAUCAUUGUGCAGGGUGAGUGAUCUAGUAUCUUUGUUCUUCUAUGCUCAGAUCAUGCUACUGUAACAUGCUAUCAUGCAUGUUUCUUUUCUUCAUGGUGUCGGUAGAGUUAAACCACACCUCCACGUUCAUCUUUAAGGGGAAGCUGAGGAGAAAAAAAGCAUCUUUUAAAUAUAAAUUUUGCAGAGCUGAUUUUUUUAAAGCUGCUUUUACAAAGGCACAGUGAAAUGAUUGUUUAUUCCUUAGAAAAGAAGAUACUUUUUUUGUUAUUGUUAGAAUCUAGCUUAGAGGAAGGAUCCCUUCACUUCAUAAAGAUUUAUUGAUGUUUAUUACAAAGUAGAGGGCUUGGUAUUUUGAUUUUACAGCUUGGACGUAAGUUUUGUCUAAGCAAAUGGCAAUAACUAAGGCUCCUGUUACUGUAGAGAGAUGAAUGUAAAAUGUUUAUUUUCUAGUGUAAAUGUUUGCCUUUGUCACAGCGUCACAGACUCCAACCUUGCAGCUCACACACUCCCUGAAAGCUUUUUUUAGAAUGAUUUAUAUUUAUGUUCUCCUCACAACUGUAUUUGUAUCUUUAUAUCGCGGCGUGGAAAUAUUACUUAUGUCACAAUGGCAACCAUGCUCACACACUGUGAAACGCAAUAGAAGAAGAGAUCAGAUAACGUGUACAUACACAUCGGUUAAGUCAAGAUAUGUGGAGUGAGUUUCUAAUGUGAGCACGGCUUCAACAAGUAGUGCACAGUGCAGACAUGUUAACUGAAGAGUGGAGUGUGUGUGCCUAUUAUUACUAAUUAACAGCUGAACAUAAAACUUAAAGCAAUACAUAAGUCACUGUAUUCUUUGUACUGCUACUAAAGUACACACUUUUAUGUUUUUGACAUCUUUGUUGAUUCUGUCACUGUCUGCUCUCAGUGAUGUGUGUCAUGUCAUCUUCAUGUAACACACACUGCCACACAUUUUCAAGCACAUACAUUGAAUGUUCCAGUUUGGAGGAUAUGGAAGGAAAAAAGGGGGUGGGUUCUGUUUAAUAUGUUCAAAAACCAGGCAGUAGAAGAAGUCAGUGCUCUAUUAAGAGUCCGUAUGUGUGAAUGUUUUACAUAAUGAUUAUUUGCAUUCUAUAGCUCGCUUCAUGUCUUUCUUUCUCUUAAUUUCUGCCCUCAUUAACCUGUUUGGGAAGCUUUCUUCAAUAUUCUUUAUGCAGUAAUGGAUGAUAUGGACACAGAUUUCCUCCCUUCCACAGAGUGAUGCCUGUUAUAUGAUUAUAGUCCAAGCGUCAACCUCUGGCCGUGAGAAUUGAAGCCAAUGCGGAAGUAUUAAAAACUUUCAAGUGUCUGCUUGAGGCUGGUUUCGGAAGUAACAGAAACCACAUACACACCAAUUUAAAAAAAAAACAAUCUUUACAGCAGAAAUAAACAUGUUUACAGCCUGGUACAAAAAGCGAGUGUAGUCUGGAUAGUUAAUUUCUCGAUCGACACAUUUGAUUGUGGGGGUGAUUUAUUUCAUAACCCACCAUUUUCGAAGAUAUUGAGAUUACGAGUUUUCCAUUAUGAGAGGCACAGCUGACUUGAUUGACAGGCAGGAACACUGUAGCUGUUGGCUAGGAGGCUCAAAGCCUGCCUCUUCAUGUCACACUCGCUCAACAGCAGUUAUGUGGAGUUCAACGUUUCCAAUAUGGCUGCCGCCCACGACUUGCCUCAAAACAGUGCUUAAGAAACAGAUAGGUGACGUCAUGGAUACUAUGUCCAUUAUUUAUACAGUCUAUGUUAUAGUCCUACUAAUGUGUCAGCCUGUCCCACAUCAAGUCAGGACCAAAACAGCCCUGACCUGAGGAGACAUGGACUCUACUAGACCUCUAAAGGUGUGUUGUGGUAUUUGGCAGCAGAUCCUAUUAAAGGUGACAUAUCAUGCAAAAUCGACUUUUUAAUGGUUCUCUACCUGAAAUAUGUUUCCCUGGCAUGUCUACAAACCCCCCGAAAAUGAUAAAAAUCCAUUCUGCCCCUGUUCUGAUUUCUCCACCUUUCUGUAAAUGUGUGCUGAAACGAGCCGUUUCAGUUUUCAGUGUUUUUCAUACGUCACAACGCCAUCCGGUCUGUAACGGAAGUCAGAGCUCGGAGCUUGUUCAGCCCAGACUGUAUAAAAUACAACUCAACCCCUCCUCCGUUUUUCCAUUAACUGCACACGUGUGCUAACAAGGAGCUUAGGAGGGAGGCAUGCUAGUUGUAGGCUGUCUUAAUAAACACAAAGGUCAGAUUUACUCCCCACGUCUGCAGAUUUGAAGAUCUAGUGGAUGAUUUUUAUUUUUCAUGGAAAAGUGCUAGCGCUAGUUAGCAUAGCCACAUAGCUACAUGUUCGUCGCUGUGUACCAAGACCAACGUCUACAAACUGAUAAAUAAAACAACAAGAAACACAAAAUCUGUGACCAAUCGUUCAGAAAGGUCCUGCUGCAGGCGCCUCUCCGUCAGGAUCAGAUUGUGGAUCAAAUUCAGAGGGUUGAAGUAACGCGGGUCUGUGAGCAGCCGUGUAUAUUCAGCCAACAUGUAAACAUUAGAUCAACGUGCUGGAGAGCUGAGGACUUCCUGAGGGGGCAUGGUCAGAGAGGUCAUUCUCAUUUAAAGGCACAGACACAGAAAACAGCCUGUUCUGAGCAGGGCUGAAAAAGAGGGGUUUACAGGCAUGCCAAAAUCUGAUUUCAAAGCGUUUUUUUGAGCAAAAAACUUUAAAGACAUGUUUUGGGGACCUCUUAGACCAAUAUAUUUUGAUGAAAAAGAGCAUUAUAUGUCACCUUUAAGUCCUGCAAGUAAAGAAGUGAAGACUCCAUGGAUCAGACUUUGUAGUCCAGCACGUCCCACAGAUGUUCGAUUGAAUAGGUGUCUGGGGAAUCUGGAGGCCUAGUCAACACUGAUUUGUUGCUUCUGGCCACCUUCUUCCAUCGCUCUGUGGUCCACAGUUUGUCAGCCUGCCAAAGAGCCUGCUUUGAGUUAUAUUUGAGCCCCACUUUAACGUCACAUAUCUUUAAAGUCUGUGGCUGUUUUUUCCUUAUUAGCAGUUCCAUGAUUUUAUUUCCCAAAUCUGACCUGUGCCUCUGAAUCAACUGUGGCCACUUGAUGCAUAAUAUGGUGACACAUUCCUCUGGCCUGGUGACUUUACUCUGACUGAUGGUUAAUUUGCUGUUCAAAACAAAGCAGCUGGACACGUGUGCUCUCUUUGCUCUGACCUCCACCCUCGUGUGUGAAAUGUCUGUGUCUGUUCAGACCACAGACAGGCCUCUGUGUUUGUAGAUGUGAACCGCUGAGGCAGCAGGCUUUAGACAGCACUGUCCGCCUGCCUGUCUUCCUGACGGUCUGUUUUCCAUUCCGACUGUCUGCCAUAAUGUAUUCAGGUGUCAGGCCUGAAUUUAUUUUAGUGAUAUUCUAUCUGUAGAGUCAGCUUUUUCUCUGCAGUGCUCACUUACUGUAAGGCCAGGCUUUUACACCACUGGGCUGUGAGUGUGUGUUGAUGUCAGAACUUAUGGGGACAAAAAUAAUCUGAGCUAAAAUAAUUCAAGUACAGUUUCAGGAGAGCACAGUGCAAAUCCAUAGAGAAAGAGAGAAAGCUUUGAAACCUGAAGAAGAAUCACUUUUUUGUAGGUUUGAAUGGACUCAAGUUGUCUGCUGUUUUCAAGGUCUCCCACUCGUUUUUCACUCUUCACCUGCAAAAACACUUAGAGUAGAAAUUAUUCUGUUUACUGAUGAGCAAAGUCUCACUCUAGACCUCGUCUAAUUGCUUAUUUGCCUUAUUUUUCUUCUCAAUAUUAUCCAACAUAAAAGGAAAAUCUCUGUCUGAUCCAUGCAAAGUGUGAAACUGUUCACCGCAGCAUUUUCCUACCACCAUGCUCUAAAGGUGGGGAACUAAAACGCGAUAUCAUCGUGGUAAUCGUGCUUAAUCUGGAUGUUUUUUUAUCGUUUAAAUUCUUCCUAAUAUAUUCUGCAUCGUAAAACUCGAUAUUGUGAAAAUCUUGUGUAAAAUGAGGCAUAAUUCAAGCCUAUCUAAUCUACAAUUCCUAGCUAACCUUGCUGAUAGCAAAGCAUUUACAUCUUGCUGUCAUAUCAUGUAACAAUAUAAAACUAAAAUGUAGCUUGGAAGUGACUGUAACAGGAAGAAUAAUAUUUUUCAUUAGCAUUCACUGUGUAACACUAUGAAAUGGUGAGGUUAUUUUGGAAGUGGUUGAAUUCAUUUUUUUUUAACUUGUGCAUUUAGAAGCAGUGUUUUGUUCAUGUUAGCAACAAACAUUUUAUCAAAGUUUUUUAUCUUGUCCAUUUCUCUCUUUGAAUUUUGAUAGAUAAUCUUCAGGAUUGGCAGAGAAUCAGAUCAUUGCUAGAUAGGAUUGCAAAAUUCCAGGAUUUUUCAAAGUUGGAAACUUUCCAUUGGAAUAAACGGGAAUUUACUAAAUUGAAGGUUGGCUCUUAAUAGGGAACUUAGGAAGAGCCCAUUGCCUGAAAGAGUUUAGCAAAAAUGCAGGCUAGGCUUGAGAAGAUGCUUUUUUAUUUGCAUGUUGAAUGGGACUUUGUUGGAGGGAGAGGGGCUCUCUUCAUUUAACAUUUUGAAUGGGACUUUGUUGGGAUCACAUUUUUGUUAAUUUUUGAAUGGGUUGGGUCGAGGGGUAUGAGUAAUAUUUAACCCAACAUUCAUGUUUUGUUCUUCAAUGAAAGAAUUGAUUGUUCAAUAAAAUAUUUAAUUCUUGAUGAAGUUCUACUUACAAAUACAUAUGUUUAAAUUGUAUUAUUUUGGAUGGAUGUCUGCUUAUAACAAACAAAUAUUUAUGCUUGGAUAUGAUACCUUUCCAUUAAAUUACACUUAAUUCCCAUAAAUUCCCAUAAUUCCCAUAAUUCCCAUAAUUCCCAUGGACAGUUCCAAUUUGGAAUAUUUCCAAAAUUCCCCGGUUUAACUUCUCAUGGAAAUUAACUGGAAAAUUUCUGGAAAUUUACUGGAAAAUGUCCACCCCUUUGCAACCCUAUUUCUAGAACAAGGUGGAAAAAGAAAUAUUCUGCAGGAUUGAGUUAUUAUUGUUUUUGCUAAAGCUUGCUGUCAGUUCUUUUGUUGUGCAAGAUAAGCCUGUUAAAGAACACUUAGAGGACAGGUGUAGCUUCAUGAGAGUGGUGGAGUGUCAUACAGCCAAAAGGUGGUGCUGUAAAGAAAAGCACCUCUGUUUUAUUUAAAGUGUGUUUGAGUGUCCUUCACAUUUCAUAUGAACAGGACAGUUUGGUCAAAAAGCUCAGGUCGCUUGGACUACAGUGGGAUUUCUGUCUCAUGUGCUGCCAUAACAACCUACAGAAAGUAUUGUGGUAAUGUGUGAGGCCUUUAGGUUGUUGACAAUGCUCUCUUGGAUUCCUGAUUUUAUUGCCUCUUACAAAAGCAGCCGUUUUGUGCUGUUGUUUGGUUGUUUUAAGCUGUUAUUUGAUGUUUUAGUGUAAACAUUUUAAGUAUUUUUCUGCCUUUCUUUGAGACAGGUGUGGCAGCUAGUAAUUUACAUGUCAUGCAACCGUUUCACUUUGCCAAAACAAAGUUAGAAUUCACAAUUUAUGUAAGGCGGAGGUACAGAGUGUGUGCUGUUUUUUUUGUUUUUUGCUGUCAGGGGCAACUUUUUCUUCUUUUGAUGCCACAGUCAGAGUGCUGUGUGCGGCUUAUGCACCCUGACAACCUGGUGCUUUUGCAGGAGCUCUGUGAUUGACCCAUGUUGGACAAUCUUCAAGUCAGAGCAAACCAGAGGGAAAGAAAAAUCAAAUCUGUGAGUUGACGUUACAAAAAAAAAUCACGGCUGGUUUAAGGACAGGUGAUUGCCUGUCCCCAGCAAUUUCUUUAAAAUACUAGGUUUACGAAAAAUACUGAACACUUAGACCUUUCAAAUUGGGCCCCUCUCCUCACUCACAUCUUGACAUGCAGAUUGGUGAAAGCUUCUAUCUGUCGUUCCUCCACGCACUGGCUUCCUCGUUUUUCACUCCUAUUAUGUCACCAAAUUGCAGAUAACGAGUUGAACUUGUGUUUCCGUUGUGUCUGUGUGGAGCCAAUAAUUGUGGCUACUGUAGGUGUGUACAUCUAUAAAAAAAAAAAAAGAAGUGUGCUCUUGGCAGGUAACAGGGAACAGGUUGAAAGAAAGAGAGCGAGAGGAAUGGGAAAAAUAACUCCAGCUGCCGUCAGCCGUUCAGCCUGCAGGGAUUUCUUUUUUGUUUGUUUGUCUUUUGGCUUUCUCCUCCUGUCGGCUCGCUCACUGAGGAGCGUUGCUUAUGACUGCCAGACUCCUGCAUGCUGCACAUACCUGCUGCAAAGCACACACUCAGACGCGCUGCACUGUCUCCUAUCUGCUCUGGUUUUUGCAUUAGUUGGACUCAUGUAGACCAUUUCCUCCUGUCUCCACUCACAUGACUCAGAUGUUUACUGAUGAUACAUUAUUGUUCUCAUGUUCAUCUGUAUGUUGUCUCUUCAUGUUCAUUUUUACCACAGGCUGACAUUCUUCCUUCCUGAUAAACAGAUAACUCAUAUCUUUAGUAGCUUAGAUACACAUAAGGUGUAUGUAUUUGGCGUUAAUGUAAAGAACAAUCUGAUUGGACCUGCAACAUUUACUGUUUAUAGAGAUAGAUGAUGUAUCUCCACCUCUGAUGCCAAAAUAACCGUGCAACAUGACGCUGAGAUCUUGUUAUUUAGAGUCUGUGUAGUAAGGAUCAGCUCGUGGAACCACAGCGAUGACAGUCCUGCUGUCUUUAGUCUUUAGUUAAAGUUUAGUGACUCUUGUGUUUGUUUUGUGAAUUAGUGUUCUGGUAAUCUGGAUCACAUAAUGCUGCAUUUGUCAACAGCGCUGUCAAUCAGAGACUUAAACCACAUAUAUAACUUAAAGAUAAUUGGUUAGAAAAAUCUGAAUUAGUUUGAGAAAACGUUUUUUGCACGUGUUUUGAUUUGAACGUUUCAUCCUUAUCCCAUUUUUUUUUUACAGCAGCCAGUCAGAAGUGGGAGCUGUAAACCUUUAAGGCUGAUUUAUACUUCGGCGUUGCCCCUACGCAGCAGGGGCUGACACGGACAUGAGCGCCACAUACUUGUGCGUCGAUGUGUCCGUGUCACGCAGCACGGAGUUUCGCAAUCCCCCUCCAAAACGCUUGAGGGUGGCUCGGUCUCUCUAAUAGCCGGUCUACUGCUUUCGGCCCCGCUACGAUCUCUUUUUACUUUUCCACAGAGAUUCAGAGCGUGUUAUGUUAAUCUACAGCUGAUACAUGUUGCUGUUUAUCAUACAGUCAUGAUUACAUGAAGAAUAGAGAGGAGGAGAUAAAAUACACGGACGAUGAGCGGGGAUCCCAGAAAUACAAUGGAAAAACAAUGCUGCCAAGCGGACCAAUCACAGGGCUUGUGGUCUGCAUCGAUUCUACGAGUAGUUACAUUUUGUAGGUGGUGCAUGUCAGCUACAUGCGUACGCCUCUGCGUAGGUACGAGAGCUACAUGGACCCCUGGCCAAGUGUGUCAAGUCCUUUUCGUCAAACUUCCAAACGUGACCUUUCCUUUAUUUUCAGCCCCAAGCUUGUUCACUCCCACUAAAAAUGCAAAUACUUGAAACCUGUUCACAAUAUAUUAUUUUAUAAACAGCAGGGAUUUGUAGUUUCAAGCAAAUGCCUCACAAAUAGAAGGAAAUGGUGCGUUAUUUUGGUACUGAGGUAUUUCAGCCAUGGAUUAAAGGUACAAUCAGUAAAUUUUCCUCCUUUAUUGCAUUAAAAACUUCCAUUUUCCAAACUUUCUUUUUGAAUAAUUUCUCCUGGAAUCAGAUUAGCUAAGUGUCACAAGCUAUUCCCAUAUUACUUCUUUUUCUCAGCACUCUUUAUUAUUUUUGUUUAUUCUAACAAAGGACUACUUCUGUUACCUUUAAUACUACAAGCAGACGGCAGAAGAACUUCAUUUGAACUGUUUUAAAGUUGCCUUUUAUGUAAUGUGAUGGAUCGAUCAUUAAUGAAGUUCCUGAUGUUGCCAUGUUACGUUGCCAUGUUAAACCCCGCCCCUCAAAGUUGUAGUACGAUAAACAUGUUUAUUAGGGAAUGUAUUCUGGAGUGAAAUCUUGCUCUUCUUCUUCUUCUGUGCCUCUCUGUGCCACUUAUUAGAUGUGACGUCUUUCAUGAUUGUACACAAAGUUAACAUAGCACAAACAAGCCUGCUUAGGUAUAAUCAAAGAAGGAUGCUUCUGUUUUGUUGAACAUCAGUACUUUAAACCUUUUAGUGAGCCAGCUGCAAUUUACUGAAAGUUCAGGAUGAAUUCUGUUUCUGUGUAAACGCAGCAGCAGCUGAUUUUUCUUUUGCUCCGUUUCCUAAAUUAAAACACUGAUGUGAAAACACAGCUGUUUUUUUUUUUUUAUAAAAGGCGUCCAGUUACAUCAAAACGGAAAAACUUCUUUUCAAAUUUCUCCAGGUCAUUACCAAGAUUUAUUUCUGUUCGUGUGAACAGAGCCUCCUUUAAAGCUUCAGUGCGUUGCCAUUGUACCAGGUUGGUGGUGAGGCUGGACUUUGCAAUAGUGAAUGACUGUGUGUGUGCGUGUGUGAGAGUGAGUGUGUUGAUCAAAAAGCUUUGCAAUACUGAAGUAUUUCAGAUUUUUCUGACCUGUUUUCUGGCUGUAGCUUAAUUAGAUUUGCUGUGCUUCUUGCUUUGUAAACAUUUUUUUGUGGAUUUUUUUCUGACCUGAAAUAUACUGUAGAUUUUGCUAAAUUUUAUAUCACACUGACAUUGCUAUUGUUUUACUGUGAAUAAGGUAUUUCUAGAGCAAUUUGAGCAUGCAUACUUACAACUGUAAUAUAUAGAACAAACUGUUUUCAGUAGUUAAUAAUAUAUUGCAUUUGGACUGACGCAGACAGAACACAACAAACAUUGAUUUUAUUUAUUUUUUCAUUGUGUAUUUAUGGAUACUUUUACCUUCCAUAAGUCUUUCUUUUUGUCUUAUUUUUUGAAAAAUAUAUAUAUUUCUUUUCUCUUAUUCUGAGCAGAAGGAAAUGUCUUUUACAUUCCUAAAUAAAAUGUGGACUGAAGCGCA